CCUUGCUUUAACUCGGCCCGCGCGGCCGGCCCCGCCACCGCCGCCAUGCCCAUGAAGGGCCGCUUCCCCAUCCGCCGCACCCUGCAGUACCUGGGCAAGGGAGACGUGGUGUUCAAGGACUCGGUGAAGGUCAUGACGGUGAACUACAACACGCACGGGGAGCUGGGCGAGGGCGCCAGGAAAUUUGUGUUUUUCAACAUACCUCAGAUCCAAUACAAAAACCCUUGGGUGCAGAUCAUGAUGUUAAAGAACAUGACGCCAUCGCCCUUCCUGCGAUUCUAUUUAGAUUCUGGAGAGCAGGUUCUGGUGGAUAUGGAGACCAAGAGCAAUAAGGAGAUUAUGGAGCACAUCAGAAAAAUCUUGGGGAAGAAUGAGAAAACCCUCAAGGAAGAGGAGGAGGAGAAAAAGCAGCUCUCUCACCCAGCCAGCUUUGGUCCCCGGAAGUAUUGCCUGCGGGAGUGCAUCUGCGAAGUGGAGGGACAGGUGCCCUGCCCGAGCGUGGUGCCGUUACCCAAGGAGAUGAGGGGGAAGUACAAGGCCUCACUGAAAGCCGGUGGCCAGGACUAGGGCUCGGGGCCACUGGAUGGAACACUUGGCAUGGGGGUUACCUUCACCCCAGGGAAGCCCCUGGUUCUGUCCUCAGAGACUCUGGAAAUCUCUUUGCAAUAAAAGGUCCCCUUCAUGCACUUGUGUAAAAGGAUGUGGAGAGGAGUGUCUGCA
Molecule: messenger RNA, 720 nt
Organism: Galeopterus variegatus (Sunda flying lemur)
Lineage: Eukaryota; Metazoa; Chordata; Mammalia; Dermoptera; Cynocephalidae
Gene: MRPS25
Product: mitochondrial ribosomal protein S25
Exons: 4
Coding region: 46-567 (173 amino acids)
Cellular component (GO): mitochondrion
Molecular function (GO): structural constituent of ribosome
Source: RefSeq, a predicted model, not a curated record